AUGAACAAUGGAAAUGAUGAAGCCGAACAAGCAAAUAAAAGGUCAAAUCCAGCAAAACUGCCAAUACAGGAAACCAGGCAGCUAAUCAAUGAAAAGUUACAUGUCCAGGCUGAAAAUAAAUUCUUGCUGGAAUAACUGACCAACAAAACUGAGUAUAGAAGGCAACUUCAGAAGCUGUGAAACAACUAUGUACAAAAAAGUGAGGAGACUGAACGAAGGAGACAAGAGUUAGCCUUCAAAUAUGCAAAGCAAACUUGAGAGCUUAAAACGCUCUUGCAGAAGGAAAAAAUUCAAUCCAAUUUGAAGCAGCAGUUGCUGGCAAUGAGGGAUAUCACUAUUAAAGGAGAAACAGGAAGAGAAAUUCAGACAUUACAGGAGGAAAAAGCCCACGAGGAAACAGGUGUAAAGGCACAGGAAAUCCAGGCCCAGUUCCUUUAGGGAAAAAAAGCAUUACUGGAGAAACAACUGAGUGAACCAGACCCAAGGCUAUUGGGAAAGAGAAAAACAAAGGAGUUUAAAAGGAAGGCCCAGGCCUUGGAGGUGGUAGCAGAGAGGCAUACUUCUGAGUUCUGCUGUGGCACCUGCAGAGAACCAGCAGUUACAGAAGGAAUAACUGCAGCAAUCUCAGCAAUGCCAGGAGUUGCAGGUGCUCAAAGCCUGUUAAAAAGUCAGAAACAACAGCUGCAGCAGGAACAGUGGUGUACGGAGAGCUUAAUUUAAGGGAGGCAACUACUGCAACAGGAUGCUCGAAGCUCCCUGGGACCCCAAAUCAAGGUUAAUCCUCAGUAA
This is a messenger RNA of Eptesicus fuscus (big brown bat), 789 nucleotides long. RefSeq names its product coiled-coil domain containing 121 (gene CCDC121). Lineage: Eukaryota; Metazoa; Chordata; Mammalia; Chiroptera; Vespertilionidae. The record is from RefSeq and is a predicted model, not a curated record.